This is a messenger RNA of Hibiscus syriacus, 982 nucleotides long. RefSeq lists its product as uncharacterized. NCBI's taxonomy places the organism in Eukaryota, Viridiplantae, Streptophyta, Magnoliopsida, Malvales, Malvaceae. Bases 281 to 679 code for a protein of 132 amino acids. The record is from RefSeq and is a predicted model, not a curated record. The transcript is spliced from 3 exons.
UCAAGUGGGAGCUUCGGUUGAUCAGCCUUUGGAUAACCGGGGACAGGAAGAUAAAUUUGCUUCUGGGUCAGAAGUUGAUACUGUAAUCCCUUCUGUGCAAAGAACAUGUACGAGUAGUGUUUUGAUAGAUGAUCAACAUUCCACACAUUUGAAAAAUGAUACCAUUGAUAAAAAUGUGGACAGUUUAGAGAGAGAAAAUGUAGGUUUAAGUCUUGAACAUAACAUUAGUGGUAGGAACUUGAUUGAUGAUACAAUUGCAAGUGUUACCUCUCAUGUGGAGAUGUAUUCAGCUUUGGACAUGCAAUAUAGGGAAGAACAUGCUAUUGGAAACAACACAACUAACAUGGAUGAGCCUUCUGAUAAGAUAUUGAAAGGGAGUUCUGACCCCCAUGUGGUGGAAGAAUGCAGUGAGGGUGUGGGUGUAGAAAUGCCUCUGCAGACUAGCAAGUCUGAAGACAUUGUCUUGUCAGAAGGAAAGCUACAUGACACAUCAUCAAUGCCAAUUAUUGAUAAUACCCUCAAGGUGCAUGAAAAUGAGGGUAGCAAUAUUGAUACUGUAAAUUGUACGGGUCUAGAGUCUAAGGUGAAUUUAUAUGUGAAGGUAGCAUCUGAUGCUAUUGAGGGCUUGUUAGAAAGUGGUUGCUACCCAGAUAAAAAAAAUCUUGAGCAGCAAGUCUGAGAAAUCUUUGUUGUCAGUGGAAGAUGGUAAAGGUUCUAAGGAUGAUAAAGGCUCUCAUGUUACUUUGGCAGCUGAACCCAUGAGGGUAUGUGAAAAGUACAUCACCACCAAACAUAGUGAUGAUCAUAAAUGUGAUGAGAGUGCUUCAGCUGCUGCAAAGCAGGAAACCAAUUUGCCUUCUGAUUGUAGUAGUGCAGGUUGUUGUGAUGAUGGGUCCCCACUUGUAACAAAGGUUGUUGAUUCCUCAUCGUUCGAUGCAGGUGGCAAGGUGAAUGAAUUAGUUUCAAACCUACAACCUGUUGU